AUGUCUUCAUCAAAGAGACACUGGCUUAGCAUGUUCAAGUCCAAGCCCUGCAACACUCUCCACCCAUGGCACCGCCACCGUCACAUUCUCAACUCUUCCCUCAAACCACCGUCAACAGCCCCUUCAGGUGGUGCGAGUGAAGAGAGGAGCGCUACAGAGCCAAAGGCGAGAUGGAAUCCGAAGAUGGAGCAAGUACACAUUCUUGAAGCUAUUUUCAAUUCUGGAAUGGUUAAUCCUCCCAAAGAGGAGAUUAGAAACAGCAAAACUAAACUCCAAGAUUACGGUCAAGUCCGCGACGCCAACGUCUUCUAUUGGUUCCAGAACAGAAAAUCAAGAACCAAGCACAAACUCCGCUACGUCCAAACCUCCACCAAAUCGCUGCCGCCGGUUUGGCUUGUGUCGUCACUCCACGGCUCCACCACUAUUAUUGCUGGGUUUGGGUUUGAUCAGCUGCGUGAAAUAGAUACACAAAUUCACCAGCAUCAUGAAGAAGAAAGCAAUUAG
Molecule: messenger RNA, 504 nt
Organism: Ipomoea nil (Japanese morning glory)
Lineage: Eukaryota; Viridiplantae; Streptophyta; Magnoliopsida; Solanales; Convolvulaceae
Product: WUSCHEL-related homeobox 9-like
Exons: 1
Coding region: 1-504 (167 amino acids)
Biological process (GO): regulation of developmental process
Molecular function (GO): DNA binding; DNA-binding transcription factor activity
Source: RefSeq, a predicted model, not a curated record